Messenger RNA from Varanus komodoensis (Komodo dragon), 1911 nucleotides. RefSeq names its product EYA transcriptional coactivator and phosphatase 1 (gene EYA1). Lineage: Eukaryota; Metazoa; Chordata; Lepidosauria; Squamata; Varanidae. Gene Ontology annotation, cellular component: nucleus. The record is from RefSeq and is a predicted model, not a curated record. Bases 13 to 1911 code for a protein of 632 amino acids. The transcript is spliced from 16 exons. Gene Ontology annotation, molecular function: protein tyrosine phosphatase activity. Gene Ontology annotation, biological process: cell differentiation; negative regulation of extrinsic apoptotic signaling pathway in absence of ligand; multicellular organism development.
AGAGUAAAAAUAAUGGUAAAGAUGAUCUGUGAAAGUGCAUGGGUUGUCCUUCCAUAUUCAGAAUUGAAUGCAGUACUCAGAUUUGCCCUUUCCUUUCCUUUCCUUUCCUUUCCUUUCCUUUCCUUUCCUUUCCUUUCUAGGUCUAUGGAAAUGCAGGAUCUAGCCAGCCCACAUAACCGUCUGAGUGGUAGUAGUGAAUCUCCUAAUGGUCCAAAAAUUGAUAAUUCUCACAUAAAUAAUAAUUCCAUGACACCCAAUGGCACAGAAGUUAAAACAGAGCCAAUGAGCGGUAGUGAGAUUGCUACUACAACAGCAGACGGUUCUUUAGACAGUUUCUCAGGAUCAGCAAUUGGAAGCAGUGGCUUCAGCCCAAGACAAACUCACCCAUUUCCCCCGCCACAGAUAUACCCUUCCAACAGACCAUACCCACAUAUUCUUCCUACGCCUUCUUCACAAACUAUGGCUACAUAUGGGCAGACGCAGUUUACCACAGGGAUGCAACAAGCUACUGCUUAUUCAACUUACCCACAGCCUGGUCAGCCCUAUGGAAUCCCAUCAUAUGGCAUCAAGACAGAAGGUGGAUUGUCACAAACACAGGCACCUGGGCAGACAGGCUUUCUGAGUUAUGGCACAACAUUCGGUACUCCCCAGCCAGGACAGGCUCCAUACAGUUACCAGAUGCAAGGGAGCAGUUUCACAACAUCAUCUGGAAUAUAUGCUGGAAAUAACUCGCUUACAAAUUCCACUGGCUUUAAUAGUUCACAGCAGGAAUAUCCAUCUUACCCGAGCUUUGGCCAGGGUCAGUAUGCACAGUAUUACAACAGUUCUCCAUAUCCUUCACAUUAUAUGACAAGCAGCAACACCAGUCCAACGACUCCUUCUUCAAAUGCAACAUAUCAGCUUCAAGAACCACCAUCUGGCAUCACAAGUCAAGCAGUUACAGACCCUAUGACAGCCGAAUACAGUUCACUCCACAGCCCAACAACACCCAUUAAAGAUUCAGAAGCAGACAGGUUGCGUCGCAGCUCAGAUGGUAAAUCACGUGGCCGAGGCAGAAGGAAUAAUAAUCCUUCACCACCACCUGACUCUGACUUGGAGCGAGUGUUCAUUUGGGAUUUGGAUGAGACAAUCAUCAUUUUCCAUUCUCUGCUUACGGGAUCCUAUGCUAAUAGAUAUGGGAGAGACCCACCUACUUCUGUUUCACUGGGACUGAGGAUGGAGGAGAUGAUUUUCAACUUGGCAGACACACAUCUAUUCUUUAAUGAUCUAGAAGAGUGUGACCAAGUUCAUAUUGAUGAUGUUUCAUCAGAUGACAAUGGUCAAGAUUUAAGCACCUAUAACUUCGGAACAGAUGGCUUCCCUGCAGCCGCUACCAGUGCUAAUUUAUGCUUAGCGACGGGUGUGCGUGGAGGAGUGGACUGGAUGAGAAAACUGGCCUUCCGAUAUAGAAGAGUAAAAGAAAUUUACAACACCUACAAAAAUAAUGUUGGAGGUCUUCUGGGUCCAGCAAAGAGAGAAGCUUGGUUGCAGCUUAGAGCAGAGAUUGAAGCCCUAACUGAUUCUUGGCUAACACUUGCACUGAAAGCACUCACACUGAUUCACUCUAGGACAAAUUGUGUGAAUAUUCUAGUGACGACUACUCAGCUUAUUCCAGCUCUGGCAAAAGUCUUGCUAUAUGGCUUAUGUGGAGUAUUUCCAAUAGAGAAUAUUUACAGUGCAACAAAAAUAGGAAAAGAAAGCUGUUUUGAGCGUAUAAUUCAAAGAUUUGGAAGGAAAGUAGUAUAUGUUGUUAUAGGAGAUGGUGUGGAAGAAGAACAAGGAGCAAAGAAGCAUGCCAUGCCAUUCUGGAGGAUCACAAGCCACUCUGACCUUAUGGCCCUUCAUCAUGCCUUGGAACUGGAGUACUUAUAG